Messenger RNA from Suillus paluster, 936 nucleotides. RefSeq lists its product as uncharacterized. The record is from RefSeq and is a predicted model, not a curated record. Bases 77 to 805 code for a protein of 242 amino acids. Gene Ontology annotation, biological process: vesicle fusion; endoplasmic reticulum to Golgi vesicle-mediated transport. The transcript is spliced from 5 exons. NCBI's taxonomy places the organism in Eukaryota, Fungi, Basidiomycota, Agaricomycetes, Boletales, Suillaceae. Gene Ontology annotation, molecular function: SNARE binding; SNAP receptor activity. Gene Ontology annotation, cellular component: ER to Golgi transport vesicle membrane; late endosome membrane; SNARE complex.
AAACGCGAUACUCUUGUCCCGCAAGGCUUUAGCAAGACAUACAUUCGAGGGCUCCAGAGGAGCAGCUGGCUGCACUAUGAAUUCCCUCUAUACGCAUGGUGUCCGGCAAACAAAUUCGCUUACUGCAGAUCUCGAGCGGCUGCGCAAUGGAGACAACUCAGCAUCUCUCUUAGGACAGAUAUCUGCCUCACUCGCUGCGAUGCACCGAACCAUCGAGGAUUAUGAUUCGAUGGCUAAGAGGGAAAUAAUAAAGGCGAAGCAGGAGAAAGGGCAAAUGCGGGUGCAGAAGUUCCGCUCCGACUAUGCUGAACUGAAGAGUCAGUUCGAACUACUUAAAACCGAGAGAGCUGCGGCACAGCGAAACGAACUUCUAGGUGGCUCGUCAAGUAUGCUAUCUCCUUCGUCAGACACAAGACGGCGCUUCACGCCGACUGCUGCUGCCUUGAAUGGCGGAGCAUCCCCGUCACAACACUCUGAAUCUCCUUUCCGUACGCCAACGCCACUACCAGGCUCAACACUUCGUGAAAGUCACGCAUUACAUGAGCACUCGUUUAUCCAGAAUACAGAGACAAGGUUGGAUGAGUUCCUUGCCCAAGGGCGAGAAGUGCUGGAUAACCUCGUGGAUCAACGGAAUGUUCUAAAGGGGACGCAGAAACGGCUCCUGGAUGCCGCAAAUACAAUGGGCCUGAGCCGGGAUGUUAUAGGGUGGAUCGAGAGAAGAAGCACACAGGAUAUGUACAUCUUCUUUGGCGGCGGAGUGUUCACGUUCUUCUGUUUCUGGUUGAUAUGGCAUUAUCUAGGCUAAACCAGCCUUACUUUUCUGAUGGACUUGUGUAGCCUGUACACGUACUCUACGUCUACUUAUCUAGUUUGUUGUUCGUGUCGUGAGUUGCGGAACUUUCCGGACCAAAACCAUAACUUCCAUGCAAGGCUUCU